UCUUUCAAACCCUCCCCUCUAUAAAUAAUAAUUGCAUUCUCAUCAUUCCAUUCAUCCAUCUUCUGCGCUUUGUUUUUUUUUUGUUUGUGAACAACAUGCAUUACCAAACCACGCCAUCUUGGGGGUGCUAUAUGGCCACCACCGCCGCCGUGGAGGAUCCGGUGGAGCGGAUAGAGCGGUUGGCAGCGGAGAACGCGGUGGUGAUAUUCAGCAUUAGUACGUGUUGCAUGUGUCAUGCUAUAAAGCGCCUGUUUUGUGGGAUGGGAGUGAAUCCAACAGUGCACGAGCUGGACGAGGACCCCAGAGGCGGGGAGAUGGAGAAGGCCUUGAUGACGCUCUUGGGAACCUCCUCUGCCGUCCCCGUCGUGUUUAUUGGUGGUAAGCUGGUGGGAGCCAUGGAUAGAGUCAUGGCCUCCCAUAUCAGUGGCACCCUUGUCCCGCUCCUUAAAGACGCCGGAGCUCUCUGGCUUUGACUCCAUUCUUCUCUGCUUCUUUUCUUUAAAGUUUUACAGAGGAAGAGGAGGGUUGAGUGUUCUUUUUCUUUUUCUUUUUCUGGGUUUGAUUUGUCAGUCCCCACUACUUUGGACAUACUAAUUAUUCAACUAAUUAUUAAUGUUCACUUUCUUCCCAUCAUUUCCUUUGAUCAGACAGAAAUGUAAUCGCUGUUAUUAUCUCCCUCCUCUGUAUUUGCUCAGUAUUUAAUCAACACAUUUUUACUCCUCUUUCAUUGUUUUCAAAUACUUCUUUCCAAAUUUGAUAUUUUAGUUGGAAAUAAGUAGUUAAACAUUCAUAGAAACUAUAUCAUGCACCCCAACAGCAAGCAGCCCUUGUCCUUGCUAAGAAGAACGAGGGAUUCCGGAUAAUUGGUAGUAAGUUCCCGACGUGGCAGUUGAACAUGUUUGGCGUUAGGCCUUCAAGAUCUUCUCCAAUUGCGUGGAAUUCAAUUGGUUGAGCACCAGCAGGUUUCUGGUACGGCGUCUAUGGCGGGGCCUCCUCCUGAAAGCAACUACUUGUGCACAUGCAAGAAAGUGCAGUCCACUAUCUUGUUCCCACGCUUUUAAAUGGGAACAACCAACCAACUUGAAUAGAUAAAAUCUAAAGUUUUAAGAUUAAAAUCGCCUCUCCCCAUCUAAGUACAACUGAACUUCACCCUCCAGGUUAAUAAUAAAGAUCAACUUUUUAAUUACCUGCUCCGACCCAUCAAGCUAUGGUUGAGCUGAUUUGAGGCUGCUUUCGUGGUGGCAGCAGUGGCGAUGGCAUCGGUCGUGGUAGUGGCGGCAGAUGCGGAUUCCCUUUCUUCAUCUUCUUGUUGUUGCAGCCAGGGAGCAG
Molecule: messenger RNA, 1329 nt
Organism: Cucurbita maxima (winter squash)
Lineage: Eukaryota; Viridiplantae; Streptophyta; Magnoliopsida; Cucurbitales; Cucurbitaceae
Product: glutaredoxin-C1-like
Exons: 1
Coding region: 96-473 (125 amino acids)
Biological process (GO): negative regulation of DNA-templated transcription; anther development
Cellular component (GO): nucleus; cytoplasm
Source: RefSeq, a predicted model, not a curated record